Molecule: messenger RNA, 2348 nt
Organism: Mytilus californianus (California mussel)
Lineage: Eukaryota; Metazoa; Mollusca; Bivalvia; Mytilida; Mytilidae
Product: tyrosine-protein phosphatase Lar-like
Exons: 15
Coding region: 118-2262 (714 amino acids)
Molecular function (GO): protein binding
Source: RefSeq, a predicted model, not a curated record
GAAGACUGUACCGACAAUGUAGCUAACAGUUGUUUAUAUACAGGACAGCUGGUCUGUAAGAAUGAUAACAAAUGUUCCUGUUUCAAUACAAAUACUCACUACUGGGAUGCUACAUCAAUGACAUGUAAACCAAAAAAACCAUUAGGAGGAGACUGUUCUGCUGCAAUUGAAUGUCUAGUUGCUAAUUCAGAAUGUGCUACAAAAUGCCAGUGCAGUUUGAGCUUUUAUGACACCAAUAAUGUUGACUUUGGAGGAACAUGUGAACCAUUGGAGAACUUGAAAGUAAGCAACAUUCAACUUAAAACCAGGUCAGAAACAUAUUUGGUGAUACAAUGGACAGCAUCCCAAGCAGUAAAUGCAGUUGAGGAAUACAGAUUUUUAGUUGGAGGAACCUCAUCAGAAGUAUCUGUUGGGAAAGAGCUGGAGGCGAAUGUUACUGGUCUAACACCAGGUGUUAUGUAUACAAUUACUGUUAUUUCUGUAGACUCUAAUAGCAGACCGACUGCACAGAAAACUUCUCCCCAACCUGUUAACCAAGCUACACAGCCUGCAGUACCAGGACCCAUAGAUCUGGUCAACAGUGAUCUCACAGCUUCAGAAAUGCAAAUUACAAUCAGAUGGAAGUCUACGGGAACAGUUAUGUCUUAUACUGUAACUAUCAGUGAACUGGUUAUAAAUCCAGCUGUAGUAAAUGUUCCUUCAUAUGUGAUUGGUGGUAAUGUAGCUAAAAAUGGACACAGAUACACACUUACAGUAAAGGCCCAUAGUAACAGUCUAGAGAGUGCUGAAUAUACAGAGGAGUUUCGAACUGUGAUUACACAACCAAAUCCACCUAUAAUACAAAGUUGUACAGAAAUAAUAUCAACUAGUAUAGAUUUGGUGUGGCAAGAAUCUUUAUUACCAAUUGGAGAUGUCCAGUACUACCUGAUAGACACUAAUGGUGCUUCAGCUCCUCCACAGAUAAAUACAUCUACAAGUGUAACUACAUAUCAAGUUGAACCUCUUCUUGCCGCAAACACAUAUUGCUUCUUUGUUAGAACAGUAAAUGAUGGAGCAAAGGACAUCCAGGUCAGCGGGAACAGUAAUCAGUUGUGCUGUAGAACCAAGGCAGAUUCAUCAAGUGAACCGACAAGUGUAACAACAAAUGUUUUGUCAAGUAGAAACAUUUCUGUUACAUGGAACUAUCCAGACAAUCCAAAAGGAGAUAUAUUUGGUUACCGUUUACGUCUUAAAGUGAACGAUAUAUGUCAGGUGGAAAUAAUAUUCUAUUGUCAUGAAUGUCCUAAUGCACAAGACAUUCCAUACAAGGAUUGUGGAGAAGAUAAACAAAGACAAACAAUAAAUCUGAAUAAAAACCAAAUCAAUACAACCAUCAACUAUAUCGUUGAGCAAUUAUUACCAUACACUAAGUAUGAUGUGUGGAUUGCAGCACAUGAUACAGCAAAUGAUGGGAUGAGACAUGAUUCAGAAGUACAGACAAUAUCUGAAGUUCCACAGAAGCCUUUGAGUGUAAUUGCCUCAGUUAUGGGCUCAAGUGAAAUAGUACUAACAUGGAAACAGCCAUCACCUAGACCUGGAAUUACAACAUAUUAUAUCAAAGCAUAUGAAGUUGUUUUAAAUGCUCAACCAGCACUUGUCGAAUUAUCAAACACAACUGGUUUUAGCCCACAGACCACAACGUUUUCAGGAUUAGAAGCAUAUUGGAACUAUACAUUUUCUGUAGUGGCUGCUACAGACAAAGGCAAUAGUGAACAAUCUGAAAUGUCGGUUAUGGUGACUACACAUCAAGAUGCUCCUGGAAAAGUAACGAGUUUCAUAAUCAGAAGACCAACCAAUAUAUUGACAACAAUGCAAGUUUCGUGGGCUAUACCUUCAUUGCAAGAUAGGAACGGAAUUAUUAAAGAAUAUAAAAUUAGCCACAACGUCAGUGGGACAACAACAGUAGAAACCAUUGCUGCAGAUUCCGAGGUUUUCCAAAAACUGUAUUCCAUUACACCAGAUAGACAUUACCAGGUUGAACUUUAUGCAGUAAAUACAAUUAACCAAGCUGGAGAAAAAGAAAGGAAAAUUUAUUACGCAUCAUCAAAAAUUGAAACAAAUAAAGCAUUUUCAAUAGGGACAGUAAUAGGAGCUGCUGUUGGCUGUCUUUUAAUCGGUGUUCUUGUAACGGUGAUUUUAUUCUGUAUAAUAAUGAAAUCCAGAAGAAAUAAAAUAUCUAAAGAAUCAAGAUCAAGACAUGCGCUUCAAGAGCCAAAACUGUAAGUAGAAAGUUAUUAGUUGCCUAGUAAUAAUAGUAUUUGGUAGUGAUAUAUAAUAGAUGAUUUCAUUCAGAUAUCUAAUAUCUUAUA